Molecule: messenger RNA, 1335 nt
Organism: Biomphalaria glabrata
Lineage: Eukaryota; Metazoa; Mollusca; Gastropoda; Planorbidae
Product: ribonuclease H2 subunit C-like
Exons: 4
Coding region: 76-546 (156 amino acids)
Biological process (GO): RNA catabolic process
Cellular component (GO): ribonuclease H2 complex
Source: RefSeq, a predicted model, not a curated record
CGAUAAUAGAUCUAGAUCUAUAUUUUAUAUAGGUCUGUGGUUCAUUCAUUGUGUACAAAAAAAGUCUGCGAAAAUAUGUCGACGACUAUUGAUGUUUCCGUGGUUCCAACAAGACAGAAUUCGCAUUCGGAAAAAUGUCAUUUCAUUCCAUGUGAUAUAAACUUUGACGGAGAAGCAAAUGUUUCAGACUUUUUCAAUACCACAAUAUCUAGAUCUACUGAGGCAGAGCAACAAAUCGAGACUGAAACUUUAACUGCUGUCUUUAGAGGAAGGCCUUUAAAAGGAAUUGAGAUUUCUAUUCCAUCUGGUUACACAGGUAUUGUUGUGAAGGACCCAGUCACAAGAACAACAGAUGAUGAAGAUAGGUGUAUUAUUGCUACUCAUUCUUUUGAUCGAUUUAAUUUCUGGAAUCUGGACAAGGUUCCAACAUCAGAUGAUUCACUCCAGAAAGGAUUUCAGUGGGUGGAUAUAGCAUCUGCUCUCCACAGGCCAAUAGUUGAUGAUACUACAGAAGAUUUAAGCCAAAGAAGUAUCAAGGGGCAGUAAUCCUUUGCAAUGGAACCUAUACCAAUGUUUACAGCUUAAUGGCUAAAGAGAGGUUAAAAAGUAUGACUCUACUGAAUAACUAACAUUCAUUUACAUGAUUUCACCUUCCAGAAAAGAAACAACAACCUUUUCUUUGUUACAAAAUGUAUUUGAUGAAAUAGUUCAUGAAAUUUAGUCUCUCAAACCACAAAAUGACAAUAUGCAUUUUAAAUGAGUGUUUUUAACUAUUUGAUCUUUUUUUUUUUAAAUUUAGGAUGCUUUAAUGUAAUAUGUAAAUAAGUUGCAAUAUAAAUGAUCAUGUUCUUAUAUUGGCACUAAAUGAUUUAAUAAAACAUCUGUCUACUACAACUUUGCUUUGUCCUUUAUAUUACAAGUUUACUUAAUUUGUAAUUAUAAACAAGUAAAGUUCCCCUUUCAGACAUUGUGUUCUGUGAGCCAUAGGGCAGAUGAUGUAAAGGUCAUUGUUUCUAUGGCUAACAGUUAAUAUGGAAGUUAUGUGGCCAACUGCCUUACUUUAUCCAUUAGUCCCAGAAAUCCUAAAAUUCAAAAUCCCAAAAUGCUCUUUACCAAUAGCCAACAUGCCCUCUAAUUAUAAACAGCAUAUCUCAAAAUUAGCACAUGAUUGCAAAACUUCUUCCACAAAGUAACAUUUUUAAUUUCUAUGAAUUAGUAUUCAGAAUAUUAGGCAUAUGCAGUGGCGUCACUUGGGGGGUGACACCCGAAUGAAAAAAAAAAAAAAGAAUAUUGGCAAAAACUAGAAAAAAAAAACUUGAAUGGAAAAAUUGAAUA